AAUCUCUAGUUUUCCUACAAUUUCAGUGCAUGGUGCAUGUAUCUAGUGCUUAUGUAAACUCCUACCUCAAGGAAGCAGAUGAAAAGUUGUAUCCAGUGCACGAGGAUGCAGAAAAAAUCAUUGAUUUGGUGAACUCUUUGAGCGACGAUGCUCUUGAUCAACUGACUGAAAAAUUGUUAAUGGAUCAUCCGAACACGUACACAUUCACAAAACAUUUGGCCGAACAUGAAGUAAACAAGUGUGCUGCAUUAUUUCCGUGUGGCAUUGUACGGCCAAGUAUGAUUACUGGUGCGUGGAAAGAUCCUGUACCUGGAUGGACGAUUUCCAAAAAUGGACCUCAAGGAUUUCUUAUGGGAGCUGCCAAAGGAGUAAUCCGUCGACUUCCUGUCGGAAUUGAACUUAUAUAUGACUAUAUUCCUGUGGAUAUGGUCGUUAACCAAAUACUCGUUACAGCAUUUCAUAUACAGCAGAACAGCUUCAAAGAGCUUUCAAUCUAUCAUUGCACUUCAAGCACAUGCAAUCCCUUCAGGUGGGAUAGUGUGAAAGAGCAAGUGAAUGAGUAUUUACACAAGUACCCGUUGAAGUCUGCUGUUUGGUAUCCGCACUUGAAAUUUCUGCCUAGCUUGUGGAUGUACAAGAUAUCAGCAAUUUUUGUUCAUUUUAUGCCCGCAUAUUUCCUUGAUUUCCUUACGAAGCUUUUCGGUGGACGACCAAUAUUGGUACGAAUGCACACUAAUGUUUGGGAAUCGUUGAACAGACUUGAAAAGUUUAUAUUCAGUGAGUGGAAAUUCAACAACCCUCGAACGCUCGAAGUAAGCCAACGAUUGCAGCCGUUGGAUCGCGAGUUGUUCAACAUCGAUAUUUCGGAACUAAAAUGGCCAGAAUAUUUUGUCGGAUUGGCUCAAGGAGUCAGACGCUACCUGAAUAAUGAACAACCGAAAACACUUGAAGCAGCUAGGAAAAAGGAUACUGUGCUCUACAUCGUUCAUAUCGCAUUCCAAGUUCUGCUCCUCGCCUUGUUCUGGGCUUUGGCAUCGAAGCUUAGCGGACUCUCAUUGUUUAGUUGUGUGUUGGUUGUUCCUGUAAUGUACUUCUUACUCAGUCUUCUUUAAUUUCCUGUGGUAGGUAAUGAGAAACAAAAAUCUUUUCUACGAGGUUUAGGUCGUUUUUAAGAACUAACUUUGAAGCAUUUUUGGUGGAUUGAAAUAUAGUGUGGUAAA
Messenger RNA from Ochlerotatus camptorhynchus, 1220 nucleotides. Its product is annotated as putative fatty acyl-CoA reductase CG8306. Gene Ontology annotation, cellular component: peroxisome. The transcript is spliced from 7 exons. The record is from RefSeq and is a predicted model, not a curated record. Gene Ontology annotation, molecular function: alcohol-forming very long-chain fatty acyl-CoA reductase (NADP+) activity. NCBI's taxonomy places the organism in Eukaryota, Metazoa, Arthropoda, Insecta, Diptera, Culicidae. Gene Ontology annotation, biological process: long-chain fatty-acyl-CoA metabolic process. The coding region runs from base 30 to 1112 and encodes 360 amino acids.